Cariama cristata (Red-legged seriema) is the source of this 2676-nucleotide messenger RNA. RefSeq names its product deleted in malignant brain tumors 1 protein-like. Gene Ontology annotation, cellular component: membrane. Lineage: Eukaryota; Metazoa; Chordata; Aves; Cariamiformes; Cariamidae. The record is from RefSeq and is a predicted model, not a curated record.
GCCAACCUCCCCCUGGGCCACGAGACCGCGGACAACUCCCCAGGAGGACUGGAGGUGGGCAUGGGGCAGGGGACCCUCCUGCAGGUCCUGGCCUGGGCCACCACAUCAGGUCCUGCCAACAUAAGGCUGGUGAAUGGCCCCGACUCCUGCACAGGCCGGCUGGAGGUGUUUUACAAUGGCACCUGGGGGAUGGUGUGCGACGACCACUGGGACCUCAACGGAGCCCGCGUGGUCUGCCAGCAGCUGGGCUGCGACAGCGCUGUCGGCGGAGCUCGCUACGGGCAAGGAGCAGGCCCCAUCAGGCUGGACAACGUGCGCUGCGCCGGGAUGGAGGCCACCCUUUCCAAGUGUCCGUCACGCCCCUGGGGAAGCCGCAACUGUGGGCGCGGUGAAGAUGCCAACGUUGUGUGCUCAGGUUCAACUCAUACCAGGCUGAUGAAUGGCUCAAGUUUCUGCACUGGCAGAGUUGAAAUCCUCCACAAUGGCAAAUGGGGCACCGUGUGCGACAACAGCUGGAGCCUGAUGGACGCCGAAGUGGUGUGCAGGGAGGUGGGCUGCAGCCAAGCACUGUCAGCUCUGUUCAGGGCUGCCUUCGGGCAAGGAUCGGGGCCCAUUUGGCUGGACAAAGUGACCUGUGCUGGGACAGAGGCUGCCCUUUCUCUGUGCCAGGCCAAGUCCUGGGGAAGCCAUAACUUCAACCAUGGAGAGGAUGCUGGCGUUGAAUGCACAGGCUAUCAUAAACCAACUCAGGUCCGACUGGUGAAUGGCUCCAGCCGCUGCUCAGGGCGAGUCGAAGUUCACCACAACCAGGAGUGGGGGACAGCGUGCGAUGACAACUGGGACCUGAGCGAUGCUGAGGUGGUGUACCGGCAGCUGGGCUGUGGGCUGGCUGUGUCAGACCCUGGCAGGGCUCUGUUUGGGCAAGGACACGGUCCCAUCUGGCUGGAUGAGGUGAGCGGCACAGGGAUGGAAGGUGCCAUCACUGAACGCAGCUUCAAGCGCUUGGGAGGCCAUAACUGCAACCAUGGUGAAGGUGCAGGUGUCAUAUGCUCAGGUAAGCCUAACCCCACAGAGCUACGGCUGGUGAAUGGCCUGAAUCACUGCGCUGGGCGCCUCGAGGUGCUUCACAACCAGCAGUGGGGAUCCGUGUGUGACAACGACUGGGACGUGGAGGAUGCCGAAGUGGUGUGCCGGCAGCUGGGCUGCGGCGCUCCAAUCUCUGCUCCAGGCUGGGCUAGGUUUGGCAUCUGGCUGGAUGAGGUGAACUGCACAGGGAGCGAGUCCGCCCUCUCCGAAUGCAGGGCCAAGCCAAAAGGAGUCCACAAGUGCCACCAUGGAGAAGAUGCUGGUGUGGUGUGCUCAGGUAGCUGCUCUUCCAUGAAGGUCUGGCUGGUGAAUGACUCAGAUCACUGCUCUGGGAGAGUUGAGGUGCUGCACAACCAGCGAUGGGGAAGUGUGUGCGAUGAUGGCUGGGACCUGGAUGAUGCAGAAGUGGUGUGCCAGCAGCUAGGCUGUGGGAUGGCCAUAGCUGCUCCACCCAGAGCUCAGUUUGGGAUGGGGUGCGAGCCCACCUGGCUGGACGAUGUGAACUGCACCGGCACCGAGGCUGCCCUCUCCAAGUGCAGGGCCAGACCAUGGGGAGAGAGUAACUGCAACCACCAAGGAGAUGCCAGCGUGGUGUGCCAGGGUAAGCCACCUCGACCAACUCAGCUCCGACUGGUAAGCGGCUCCAGCCACUGCUCCAGGAGGGUCAAAGUGUUUUAUAACCAACAGUGGGGGACAGUGUGUGACAACGGCUGGGACCUGAGCGAUGCCAAGGUGGUGUGCCAGCAGAUGAGCUGUGGAGAGGCCGUGUCAGCUCCAGGCUUAGCUCAGUUUGGGCCAGAGUCCGACCAUAUCUGGCUGAGUGAUGUUGAGUGCGCAGGGGCAGAAGCUACCUCUGAAUGCCGGUCCAGCAUCAGGGAACCUAUUAAUUGCCACCAUGAGGAAGAUGCUGGUGUUGUGUGCUCAGGGUCUUCACUUCAUCCUGUUUCAUCCCCCGCAGUGUUGCGGCUGGUGAACGGCUCAAGCCUCUGUGCUGGCAGAGUUGAAGUGUUCCACAAGCAUCAGUGGGGAACUGUGUGUGAUGACAGCUGGGAUGAAGAGGACGCCGCGGUCGUGUGCUGGCAACUGGGCUGUGGGAUGGUGGUCUCAGCCCCUGGUGCAGCUUGGUUUGGGCAAGGGAGCAAUACCAUCUGGGUGGACAACAUGAACUCCACGGGGAGAGAGGAGACCUUCUCAGAGUGCCUGUCCAGGCCAUGGGGGACACACAACUGUGACCAUGGGGAAGAUGCUGGUGUGGUGUGCUCAGACCCAGUUGCUCCCCAGCGAGUGCCCCUCCGCCUGUCAGAUGGCCCACACCGCUGCGCCGGCAGGGUCGAGGUCUUCUAUGAGAACCGAUGGGGAACGGUAUGCGAUGACCACUGGGACCUGGAGGAUGCUGGCGUGGUGUGCCGGCAGCUGGGCUGUGGCGUGGCACUGUCAGCCCCCACGGCCGGGCAUUUCAGGGGAGGGACCGGUCCCAUCUGGCUGGACGAUGUCAACUGCACGGGGAUGGAGGUCGCCCUGUCUUACUGCAGGACAAAGGGCUGGGGAAGGAACAACUGCCACCACGGCGAAGAUGCUGGCGUGGUGUGC